AUGCAGUCCUCAAACCCUAAUUCAUCGGAAACCUCCACCGGCCGCCACCCGGUAUACAAGGGUGUUCGCCGGAGGAGAAAUGGCGGGAAAUGGGUAUCUGAGAUUCGGCAGCCACGAACCACUAACCGUAUAUGGCUAGGGACAUACCAAACUCCUGAAAUGGCUGCGGCCGCGUAUGAUGUGGCUGCACUAGCCCUUAAAGGGAAAGACGCCGAGCUUAACUUUCCAGGCUCGGCCUCUUCCCUCCCAAUUCCGGCAUCAAGUUCUUCGAGGGACAUUCAAGUGGCGGCCGCAAGGGCUGCCUCCGCCGUGGGGGCGGCAGGGGAUGCGAUCACCGCCUGUGGGUCCUCUAGAUUUGGUGGAUUUGUUGACGAGGAUUUGAUAUUUGAUAUGCCGAAUGUAAUUGCGAAUAUGGCUCAAGGGAUGCUUCUUAGUCCUCCGAGGCUUGAGUUUGGUGGUGCUGAUAAUGACUACUCUUCUAACUAUGAAGAUAUAGGGUACCAGAAUCUUUGGAACUAA
Molecule: messenger RNA, 519 nt
Organism: Impatiens glandulifera
Lineage: Eukaryota; Viridiplantae; Streptophyta; Magnoliopsida; Ericales; Balsaminaceae
Product: ethylene-responsive transcription factor ERF024-like
Exons: 2
Coding region: 1-519 (172 amino acids)
Biological process (GO): regulation of DNA-templated transcription
Molecular function (GO): DNA-binding transcription factor activity; DNA binding
Source: RefSeq, a predicted model, not a curated record